Messenger RNA from Linderina pennispora, 1198 nucleotides. Its product is annotated as ubiquitin carboxyl-terminal hydrolase isozyme L5-like protein. Gene Ontology annotation, molecular function: cysteine-type deubiquitinase activity. The record is from RefSeq and is a predicted model, not a curated record. Gene Ontology annotation, biological process: protein deubiquitination; ubiquitin-dependent protein catabolic process. The coding region runs from base 68 to 1063 and encodes 331 amino acids. Gene Ontology annotation, cellular component: cytoplasm. The transcript is spliced from 2 exons. Lineage: Eukaryota; Fungi; Kickxellomycota; Kickxellomycetes; Kickxellales; Kickxellaceae.
UUUUCAAAGCUCUCGCGUUUUUAAUUUGGUGCUGCAAUCCUCGUUUUACAAAUAUAUACCGCCCGCAAUGUCGCUUGAAAAUGGAAACUGGUGUCUAAUCGAGAGCGAUCCCGGUGUGUUCACUGAGCUCAUUCAGAACAUGGGUGUGCGUGACGUGCAGGUCGAAGAGCUCUACAGUCUGGACGCCGACACUCUCAACUCGAUUGCGCCCGUCUACGGCCUCGUGUUCUUGUUCAAAUGGCAGCAAAGCAGCGGCAAACCGCGUGCGCAGACAGAGCAGCCGACGUCAUCGCCCGAGAACGUGUAUUUCGCUCAGCAGAUUAUCAACAAUGCGUGCGCGACACAGGCAAUCCUGUGCUCGACAAACUUCCGCUCCUUCUCGGUGGACCUGCCGCCCGACAUGCGCGGACUGGCACUGACCAACAGCGACCAGAUCCGCAAUGUGCAUAAUAGCUUUGCUCGCUCGGACCCGUUCAUUUCGGAUAUGGCCAAGCCAGCAACCGACGAUGACGACGUGUUCCAUUUUAUCAGCUAUGUGCCGGCAGCUGGGCGGCUGUAUGAGCUGGACGGGCUAAAGCCCGGGCCCAUCGACCAUGGCCCGGCGGAGAACUGGCUUGAGCGUGUAGGCGAGGUCAUCCAGGAGCGCAUGUCAGAGUAUAGCGAGAGCGAGAUCCGGUUCAACUUGAUGGCAGUUAUUGGCGACCGCCGCAAGGGCCUGAGAAACAAGAUUGACAAGGUCGAGGCCGACAUUGCGCGCCUAGCUAGUCGGCUGGAUGAGCUGCGGCUAGAGGACAAGGACGAGUCGCGGGCUGAGGCUGAGGCAGUGCAGACUGAGAUUGGCCAGCUGAACAGCCAGCGUGCGGACCUGGCAUACAAGGUGCAGGUUGAGAACGGCAAGUUUGAGCGUUACAAGUUUGACAACUCUCUGAGGAAGCACAACUUCAUCCCGCUCAUCUAUCAGCUCGCCAAGGCCAUGGCAGGGAAGGGUUCACUGGCGCCUGCCAUCGAGGACGCAAAGAAGAAGGCGCAGAGCCGCCCUCAGCAAACACAGCAGCCCUUCUGACAACUGCCAAGGGGUGUUGGCGCUGUUUUCAUAAAUCAUUCGAUACAAUUUCAAAACAAUCUAAUGGCUUCAGUGGUCAGUCCUGCGGCGCUUCGUGUCGUGCUGCGGUCUGCUCGCCUGCGGUCCGAUCUGGGC